AUGCCCACGUUCGACCAGGCGCUGCGCAAGGCCGGUGAGUUCGGACGCUUCCAGCGGCGCGUGUUCCUGCUGCUGUGCCUGACCGGGGUCACCUUCGCCUUCCUCUUCGUCGGCGUGGUCUUCCUGGGCAGCCAGCCCGAGCGCUACUGGUGCCGGGGACCGAGCUCCGCCGCGCUGGCCGAGCGCUGCGCCUGGACAGCCCAGGACGAGUGGAACCGCACGGCGCCCGGCCUGCGCGGGGGGCCCGCCGCCGCCGCCGCCCACCCCGAGCCCCUCGGCGCCCACGGCCACUGCCACCGCUACCUGCUGGAGGCGGCCAACGCCAGCGCCAGCUGCAGCGACCCGCUCGCCGCCUUCCCCAACCGCUCGGCGCCCCUCGUGCCCUGCAGCGGCGACUGGCGCUACGUCCAGACUCACUCCACCAUCGUCAGCGAGUUUGACCUUGUCUGUGUCAAUGCCUGGAUGCUGGACUUCACCCAAGCCAUCCUAAACCUUGGCUUCCUGGCUGGAGCGUUCACCUUGGGCUACGCGGCAGACAGGUAUGGCAGGAUAGUGAUUUACUUAAUAUCCUGCUUUGGUGUUGGCAUCACUGGUGUCGCGGUGGCAUUUGCACCUAAUUUCUCAGUGUUUGUGAUCUUCCGCUUUCUACAAGGAGUGUUCGGCAAGGGAGCAUGGAUGACUUGCUUCGUGAUUGUGACGGAAAUAGUAGGCUCAAAACAAAGGAGGAUUGUGGGGAUUGUCAUCCAGAUAUUCUUCACCCUUGGAAUCAUUAUCCUCCCCGGAAUCGCCUACUUUAUCCCCAGCUGGCAAGGGAUCCAGCUCGCCACCACGCUGCCCAACUUCCUCUUCCUCCUUUAUUACUGGGUGGUUCCCGAGUCUCCCCGCUGGCUGAUCACGCGGAAGAAAGGUGACAAGGCGUUGCACAUCCUGAGGCAGAUCGCUGAGUGCAAUGGGAAGUACCUCUCGCCAAAUUAUUCAGAGAUCACUAUUACAGAUGAGGAAGUUAGCAACCCAUCCUUUCUAGAUCUCGUGAGAACCCCCCAGAUGAGGAAGUGCACUCUCAUCCUCAUGUUUGCUUGGUUCACAAGUGCUGUGGUGUACCAAGGACUUGUCAUGCGCCUGGGGAUCAUAGGCGGCAACCUCUACAUUGACUUCUUCAUCUCAGGAGUCGUGGAGCUGCCGGGUGCUCUCCUGAUCCUCCUGAGCAUUGAGCGCAUCGGACGACGCCUCCCCUUCGCGGCAAGCAAUAUAGUGGCCGGGGUGGCGUGCCUGGUCACUGCGUUCUUACCAGAAGGGACACCAUGGUUGAGGACCACCGUGGCUACCCUGGGAAGACUGGGGAUAACGAUGGCCUUUGAAAUUGUUUACUUGGUGAAUUCAGAAUUGUACCCAACAACAUUACGGAACUUUGGAGUCUCACUCUGUUCAGGGUUGUGUGACUUUGGGGGAAUCAUAGCCCCGUUUCUACUCUUCCGGCUCGCGGCCGUGUGGCUGGAAUUACCUCUAAUCAUCUUUGGUAUCCUGGCCUCUAUCUGUGGUGGCUUCGUGAUGCUUUUGCCUGAAACCAAGGGUAUUGCCUUGCCAGAGACAGUGGAGGAUGUGGAAAAACUUGGCAGUUCACAGUCUCAUCAGUGUGGCAGGAAAAAGAAAAUCCAGGUUUCCAGCUCUAACGUCUGAGCCUCCACCUGCCCUCCCACGGAAGUGAGCCUAUGGUUAUGCCUGCAAUAGGCGCUUUGCUCCUCGAGGAGGCGCCCUUCCCGCAGUCUUUAAACAGUAUUUUCUAUGACAGGAGGAGUAAGAUUUAUCAUGCUACCCAAGUUUCUGGGAACAUACGUCAUGAGUGACCGGCUUAGCAAAGAGCCUCUGGGUAUACCUCUCUGUCUGGGCUUUCUCUUCUGAGAAGUAUCUCUCAGUGAUUAAAGAGUUAAAGAAAAACAAGAGAGCCCCAGCCCAGAUCUGAGGACAGCCCCAGCCUAGACACAGGAUGUGCUAACAGAAGAUCCAAGACGGAAGCCUGGACACGUGUUCAGCAAAUCUUGUCAGGGGAUGGAGCAGUUUGCUACGUGUUCGGAGAGGCUGUAAGACUCAAGGUUUGCGGGUGUGGCUUUUUCUGCUUCUGGGUUCUGGGUACGUGUGUCUUCACCGUGUGGACAUGCUGUCCCCGUGUCGCCCACCACUCCCCAGCCCUGCAACGUCUAGGGUUACGGCGUUGGUUACUUCUCACAAUGCUUUGGGGUACUUUGGGCCUUCCUUUGUGGGACGCCUGAAGCCACAGAUUUCUUUCUUUACCAAACAAAACAAAAGGAUUACGGUUUCCUGAGUUUUAGGAAUUUAAAAGUCAAGGGAUAUUUAUGCUAUAUUUGUGAGUUUAAGUCCAAUGGUGCCUGUGGUCAAGGAUGAACAAGGUGGACACUUCUCAUUCAGGCUGAGCAUGUUGGAUGUGUCUCAGGGGGAAGGCUUACAUUUUUCUUGAAGGCGAAAGCCAAUUUUUUCUGGUCGAAAAGAAAUAGCAUCAGCUUGAUAAGUGACUUGGAUGACACCAGUAAGAGACUUGGCCUUUUUUAUAAUCAAGACUGUUGAAAUAUGGGACUUAACAAACACAAACAGUGUUCUACUUUGUGUGUUAUAGUUUCAGAUUUAGCAUAUAUCUUAGGAUGAGUUUUUUAAGACAAAACCUUUGUGAAGACAGGCAAGAUUGGCACCAAAGGAAGCCUUACCAACAAGGAAGAAAAUUUGUACGUGGAGAACACAUGUGUGUGGUGUGUCUGACAACACAUAAGAUAUAGGUGUAAGUUGAAAACUAAAUUUCUAAUCCCUAAAGCACAUCGGAACUGCAAAUGAAUGUCCUCUUUGUCAGUGUCGUCAAUAUGGCUUCUUGAGGAUUUCACACCGUCUUUGCUCUGUAGACAUAAACAUUCGUGUGUUGCUUUCCUUUACACUUCUUUGCUGUAAGAUGGUUAUUACCCUUUCAUACUGUCACCUUUGGAUUGUAAUUCAAGUUGAUAUUUGUGUUCAUAGCAGUAAAAACAUUUUAAAAUAAAA
Jaculus jaculus (lesser Egyptian jerboa) is the source of this 3042-nucleotide messenger RNA. RefSeq names its product solute carrier family 22 member 3 (gene Slc22a3). The transcript has 11 exons. The coding region runs from base 1 to 1677 and encodes 558 amino acids. Gene Ontology annotation, molecular function: transmembrane transporter activity. Gene Ontology annotation, biological process: transmembrane transport. Lineage: Eukaryota; Metazoa; Chordata; Mammalia; Rodentia; Dipodidae. The record is from RefSeq and is a predicted model, not a curated record. Gene Ontology annotation, cellular component: membrane.